Messenger RNA from Vespa velutina, 789 nucleotides. It is a transcript of the gene Vha14-1, whose product is annotated as V-type proton ATPase subunit F. The coding region runs from base 120 to 491 and encodes 123 amino acids. Gene Ontology annotation, biological process: proton transmembrane transport. Gene Ontology annotation, cellular component: membrane; proton-transporting V-type ATPase, V1 domain. The transcript has 5 exons. Gene Ontology annotation, molecular function: proton-transporting ATPase activity, rotational mechanism. The record is from RefSeq and is a predicted model, not a curated record. NCBI's taxonomy places the organism in Eukaryota, Metazoa, Arthropoda, Insecta, Hymenoptera, Vespidae.
ACGUGAUUUAUACCUAAUCGAAAUAGGUGUGAUACUGUCAGCUGACUGAACGUGAAAAUUUACAUCGACUUUAUUUAUUCUUCUUUCUCCAAAAUAUCUUGUAACUUAUUUUUACAAUAAUGACACUUCAUUCAGCUGGAAAGGGUAAACUUCUUGCGGUAAUAGGAGAUGAGGAUACAUGUGUAGGAUUCCUACUUGGAGGUGUUGGAGAAAUUAAUAAACAUCGUCAACCUAACUUUAUGGUUGUUGAUAAAAAUACACCAGAGAGUGAAAUAGAGGAUACAUUUAAGCGUUUUAUUAAAAGAGAUGACAUUGACAUUAUUCUUAUAAAUCAAAAUGUUGCUGAAAUGAUUAGACAUGUUAUUGACAGUCAUACUCAGCCUAUUCCUUCUGUAUUAGAGAUUCCUAGUAAGGAUCAUCCAUAUGAUGCUAGUAAAGAUUCAAUUCUAAGACGUGCUAAGGGCAUGUUCAAUCCAGAAGAUAUACAUUAAACUAUAUGUUGUUUAUAUAAUAAAAGAAAGUAUAACUUAAUUAAAUAUACUAAUUGUACAAUAUGACAAUUCUUUCUUUCUUGAAUAUUAUCAUACUUUUUGUUUUAAUCAUAAGAAUAGAAAAUGUAUAUACAACAUUCCACUGCUUAUGUUGUAUUUAGAAAAAAAAUUAUAAUAGUAUAUUAAAUAUCUAUUAAAUUUAAAAAUUUUGCUCUAUCAUUGUCUUGUUCUAUAGUAAAUAUUAUUUCACAUUAUGUAUUAUAAAUUAAAUAAAAAAAGCAUAUUGUUAUAAAAUUUA